Messenger RNA from Chenopodium quinoa (quinoa), 1644 nucleotides. Its product is annotated as fasciclin-like arabinogalactan protein 10. Bases 159 to 1412 code for a protein of 417 amino acids. Lineage: Eukaryota; Viridiplantae; Streptophyta; Magnoliopsida; Caryophyllales; Amaranthaceae. Gene Ontology annotation, cellular component: plasma membrane. The record is from RefSeq and is a predicted model, not a curated record. The transcript has a single exon.
UUUGAGUUAAAACAAUAAAACCUCCACACUUAACCAUAGUAACUUAACUCCCUUAAACCCCAGUUAAACCCAACCUUAGUUAAAAUCCUCCUAUAAAAACCCCUUCAUUUUCAACACUCCCUUACUUCCCUCUCUUUCUCUCUCUAAAACCAUUAACAAUGGCUUCCGCCAUGAAAACCACCGUAAUUUUCUCUCUCCUCUCGAUCAUCGCCGUAUGUCACGCUCACAACAUCACUGAAAUCCUCUCCUCCGACCCGAGUCUCUCCCAGUUUAAUUCCUACCUCACACAAACAAAACUCGACGACGAAAUCAAUUCCCGCCAAACCAUCACCGUCCUCGCUCUCGACAAUGGCGCAAUGUCCACCUUCACCUCCGGCAAGCCGUUAUCAGUUGUCAAAAACCUUUUAUCACUCCAUGUAUUGCUCGAUUACUACGACCCGAAGAAGCUCCACUCCAUCGCCAAUGGCACGGUCUUGACCACAACAUUGUAUCAAACCACCGGGUCCGCCUCUGCCCAAGAAGGUCAGGUCAAUAUCACUGAUCUCAAGGGCGGGUCGGUCGGGUUCGGGUCGGGUGAAUCCGGGUCAAAGCUAAACUCUACGUACACGAAAUCUGUCAAGCAGAUUCCGUACAAUAUCUCUGUACUUGAGAUCAGUGCUCCGAUCAUUGCUCCGGCGCUGCUCACCGCCGCCGGCUCCGACGUGAAUCUGACGGCGGUGUUGGACAAGGCCGGUUGCAAGACAUUUGCAUCGCUGAUUUCGUCGAGUGGAGUUUUGAAAAUUUUCCAGAAUCAAAUGGAGAAGGGAAUCACCAUUUUUGCGCCGACUGAUGAAGCUUUCAAAGCGAAAGGUGUUCCAGAUCUCAGCAAAUUGAGCAAUGCUGAGGUUGUCUCUCUCCUCCAAUUUCACGCGCUUAGCAGCUACUCUCCCGUCGGAACCCUAAAAACGACGAAAGGUAAGUUAGCCACGUUGGCUCCCGGCGGCGGAAAGUACGAUCUAUCUCCGUCGACUUCCGGCGACACUGUUACGCUUCAUACUGGCGUCGAUUCUUCUAGAGUCGCCGGAACUUUGCUCGAUUCAACUCCUGUUGUCGUUUACUCCGUCGAUAAUGUGCUUUUACCGGUGGCGUUGUUCGGAGAAUCUCCGGCGCCGGCACCUGCUCCGGAGAGUGAUUCUCCGUCUCCUGCUCCUUCACCGGAAGCUGAUUCUCCUUCUCCGGCGAGUACUCCGGCGUCUUCGCCGCCUUCUCCGGCGUCAGCUGAGUCUCCGGCGGGUGAAUCUCCGGCGGAACGUCCAGGAACCGAUGCCGACGACAGUAGCCCGAAGAAUGGUGUUGCUCAGAGAAAAGGUUCCACGUUGUUUAUUGCAGUUGUUUUGUCAGUGGCAUUCGGCGUAAUUUCGUUGGUACUUUAGGGAUAGGAUUGUCUUUUUCUUCCACGUCCUUUUCCUCGGUUUGUUAAUUACGAGUAAAUGUUAUUAUUACCGUUUUUACUUUUUUUUUAAAUUAAUUGAUUUGGUUUUAGUUAGAAUAGAAGAGUGAGAUUUAUUAGUAUGGUUUGGACUUGGGUUUGACUGAGAGAGACAGAUUCCACUUGUUCAUGAUACUGUGAUUAAUUAAUUUAAUCGUGUCUUUUCUUCUCUUUUA